Molecule: messenger RNA, 3254 nt
Organism: Marchantia polymorpha subsp. ruderalis
Lineage: Eukaryota; Viridiplantae; Streptophyta; Marchantiopsida; Marchantiales; Marchantiaceae
Source: the annotation of a GenBank genome assembly
GGUGAGACGAAGAGGGAGGCUCUCGCGUCUUUGUCUUCUGCUCGCGCUCUCGCUCGCUGUUCUGCAUACGGCGUUGCGUUGCUUGGCUGGGCCAUUCAAAGAAAGGCCCAGCCGGGCUGUGGGCUUGGCAGCGGAUGGUCGAAUUCGAGACGAGACUGAGUGAGGCGAGUGAUGAUUCGGAGCAUGCGCAUUGAUCGCCGCAGAGGUUCAUUGUGCUCCGAAUUGCAUACGAAUCGGUGGGGUGGGGCCGGGUGAGGGAAUUCGGGGAAUGCUUUGGAUUCAUUCGAGGCGAGAAAGUAACGUAGAUUUUGUGUGUACAUUCUGCCAGUACGAAGAAGUAUCAAAGACGGCUCCUGAUUCGUCGUCGCCUUGGUCUGAAUCAAGGCUUUUGUAUAGCUUGCUGUGCAUUGUCCCGUGGCCAGGUCGCGCUGCGAUCCUGUCUCUUGUUGAGCGAGAGUUGUUAAUUAUUUCGUGUCGCUGACUGCAGUUUCUGGGAAAGGAGUUUUGAGCAAAACAUGCUCGUUUGCUGUGGGGACGAUACUUGCAAUUUGCUUCAUACAGUGGGAAUUCAUGUUCCGCUGUCACACGGUGCGAACAUUUGUAGUCUGGGAGUGCAGUGCAAUUUUGUUCUGAUCUGUUCCUCUCCGUUAUUUAAACUGCUUUGCAGUUUGAACUUCGCAUCCAUGUUCGUCUUUAAUCCAAAAUAGUCCUCGCUAGAAGAUAGCCAAUGAACAACAAUCGUAGCCGAGGAAGAAACGUAUGAAAGGUUUCACGAGAUCAACGUCAUCAUCCAUUACGUUCUUGUUUUUCCUCACAGCCCAGUGCCGUGUGCUUGCCAAGAAGAUGCGUCUUGCUGAUUGACGAUGGAUGCUUGUGGUUGAUAGUACAAUUCCCUUGUAAAUGGUCGUACUCUCAAAGCCUACCAGUUUGUGAGUCGACUGUUCAAAUCCUCCUCACUGCCCACAUUCACGUUGCGUUCUUUUUACCGCACAAUGGCUGUGACGGGAGGGAGUGAGCUGAGUGAUGAUCUAAGCUCAGUGGGCCUGGAAUCGGAUUUCAGCGAGCUUCGAGACAGCGUAAGUGCUUUGCGCUUGGAAUCAGGUCUGCAACAUGCAGAUACGUCGUCGGAACGUCGUUCUGAGGUUGGGAACAGGACUAUAGAAUUCCAUCACUCCGCGAAGGAUCCAAUUGAUCUCGUGAAACUCAUGGACGUAAAACAUCGCCAGGCAGGGGGUGAAACUCACCGGUCCCUGGAUGAAAAGUCCUUCAGUGAGAUAAUGAACUUCCCAGAGACAGCCGUUCGGCCUCCCCGAGCACUAGAGACAGUCAAAAGCUCAGAGUGUUUAGAGGGUAUGGUCUCUCCGGGUAUAAGAGCAAAUUCGAGUUCCAGUACAAGUCAGCCUCGUCCCCAAACAACAUUUGAACCUAACGCUAUGAUCUCAAGUGCUUGGGAGGCUCUAAGAAAGUCUUUGGUACACUUUCGCGGCAAGCCGGUUGGAACGCUCGCUGCGUGUGAUCCAACGGAGGACUCAUUGAAUUACAAUCAGGUUUUCGUUCGAGACUUCGUUCCCAGUGGUUUGGCAUUUCUGAUGAACGGUGAACCAGAAAUUGUAAAAAACUUCUUGUUGAAAGCACUCCGUCUUCAAUCAUGGGAAAAACACAUCGAUUGUUUUACCCUCGGUGAAGGGGUGAUGCCUGCGAGUUUCAAAGUCCUACAUGAUCCGUCCCGGAAAUUCGAUACGAUGAUAGCAGACUUUGGGGAGAGUGCAAUUGGUAGAGUUGCGCCAGUAGACUCAGGGUUCUGGUGGAUCAUCUUACUUCGAGCUUAUGUGAAGUCUACGGGCGAUCACAGUCUAGCAGACAUGUCAGAUUGUCAACGUGGGAUGAGGCUCAUUCUCACAUUGUGCCUCUCGGACGGCUUUGAUACAUUUCCAACACUUCUUUGCGCGGAUGGCUGCUGCAUGAUCGACCGAAGAAUGGGAAUUUACGGAUAUCCGAUCGAGAUACAGUCGCUUUUCUUCAUGGCCCUGCGUUGCGCAAGAUUUCUGCUCAGACCUGAAGCUGGGGGAAAAGAGUUUCUGGAGCGAAUAGACAAAAGACUCCACGCUUUGAGCUUUCACAUUCGAACAUACUACUGGCUAGACCACCAGCAACUGAACAAUAUCUACAGAUACAAGACGGAAGAGUAUUCUCAGACUGCUGUCAACAAGUUCAAUGUCAUUCCUGAUUCGAUCCCUGAUUGGCUCUUUGAUUGGAUGCCCAUGAAAGGAGGCUACUUCAUUGGGAAUGUCAGUCCGGCUAGAAUGGAUUUCCGAUGGUUUACUAUCGGUAAUUGUGUAGCAAUUUUAUCAUCAUUGUCCACUCCCGACCAAUCAUCUGCUAUCAUGGAUCUCAUCGAGGAGCGUUGGGAAGAACUCGUAGGGUUUAUGCCCUUGAAGGUGUGCUAUCCCGCACUGGAAUCACGUGAGUGGCAAAUCACGACUGGGUGUGAUCCAAAGAACACAAGAUGGAGCUAUCAUAACGGUGGCUCUUGGCCAGUCCUCCUAUGGAUGUUGACUGCAGCGUCUAUAAAGACUGGAAGACCGCAAAUUGCUCGCAAAGCAAUUGAGCUUAUGGAAGCAAGGUUGAUGAAAGAUGGAUGGCCAGAAUAUUACGACGGUAAACUGGGUCGGUACAUCGGCAAACAGGCCAGGAAGUUUCAAACCUGGUCUAUCGCUGGGUAUUUGGUGUCGAAGAUGAUGUUGGAGGAUCCCUCGCAUUUGGGGAUGAUCAGCUUGGAGGAAGACAGAAAAAUGAAGCCAUCAUUGACCAGAUCCGUUUCAUUCUGAGAUUUCUUGUCGUUGAUGAGAUUAGCAUGUUGGUGUUUUCAUUUGAUUGGGAGUUUCUUAGUUUUCGCCAACUGCAAGACGUCGCACCACAAGUGGCUAAACCUGGCCAUUAUGGUGGUUGACGUUAGCACUUGGGAUUGAACACGUGUAACUUCCACAAGGCAGGGCAUAUCGACCCAGAUUUGUCUUAGCUAGCUCGAGGUUUGACACUUUUUGCAAUUGUAAAGCUCUCAUCGGAUGCAUAGGAAACCAUAACUUUUGUUAGUAAGGUGAUAGCAAUUUCUGUUCUCAAGCAGUGGUGUUGCAAUAAAUUAACAUUGAGUUGUCAGGCGCACUUAAUACCUGCGAUGGUAUUUUUCAUUUUUUGUUGUCCGUUGUGCACUGCAGACUUAUAUAUGACAAAAAUUUUAUAUAAAUUUGACGUUG